UAAUAAAAUAUGUCUGCUAUUCGUUCUGUUCAACGUUCAUUGUUAGCCAAGCGCUUCGUUCGUGGUUACGCCACCGAACCAACUCUUAAGGCCCGUUUAGAGGCUAUUCUCCCAGAAAAGGCUGAACAAGUCAAGCAAUUGAAGAAAGAACACGGUAAGACCGUCAUUGGUGAAGUUCUUCUUGAACAAGCCUACGGUGGUAUGCGUGGUAUCAAGGGUCUUGUUUGGGAAGGUUCCGUUUUGGACCCAAUUGAAGGGAUCCGUUUCAGAGGUAGAACCAUUCCAGACUGUCAAAAGGAAUUGCCAAAGGGUCCAGGUGGUGAAGAACCAUUGCCAGAAGCUCUCUUUUGGUUGUUGUUGACCGGUGAAGUUCCAUCUGUUGCUCAAACCAAGGCUUUCUCCGAAGAAUUGGCUGCUAGAUCUGCUUUGCCAAAGCACGUUGAAGAAUUGAUUGACCGUUCUCCAUCUCACUUGCACCCAAUGGCCCAAUUCUCCAUUGCCGUCACUGCUUUGGAAUCCGAAUCUCAAUUCGCCAAGGCCUACGCUAAGGGUGUCCACAAGUCCGAAUACUGGAAGUACACUUACGAAGAUUCUAUCGACUUGUUGGCUAAGUUGCCAAACAUUGCCGCUAGAAUUUACAGAAAUGUUUUCCAUGACGGUAAGUUGGGUGCUAUCGACCCAAAGUUGGAUUACGGUGCUAACUUGGCCAACUUGCUUGGUUUCGGUGAAAACAAGGAAUUCGUCGAAUUGAUGAGAUUGUACUUGACCAUUCACUCUGACCAUGAAGGUGGUAACGUCUCUGCUCACACCACCCACUUGGUUGGUUCUGCUUUGUCUUCCCCAUUCUUGUCUCUUGCCGCCGGUUUGAACGGUUUGGCUGGUCCAUUGCACGGUCGUGCUAACCAAGAAGUCUUGGAAUGGUUGUUCAAGAUGAGAGAAGAAUUGAACGGUGACUACACCAAGGAAAACAUUGAAAAGUACUUGUGGGAAACCUUGAACGCUGGUAGAGUUGUUCCAGGUUACGGUCACGCUGUCUUGAGAAAGACUGACCCAAGAUACACUGCUCAAAGAGAAUUUGCCUUGAAGCACAUGCCAGACUACGAAUUGUUCAAGUUGGUUUCCAACAUUUACGAAGUCGCCCCAGGUGUCUUGACCAAGCACGGUAAGACCAAGAACCCAUGGCCAAAUGUGGACUCCCACUCUGGUGUCCUCUUGCAAUACUACGGUUUGACUGAACAAUCUUUCUACACUGUUUUGUUCGGUGUUUCUCGUGCCUUCGGUGUUUUGCCACAAUUGAUCUUGGACCGUGGUCUUGGUAUGCCUCUUGAACGUCCAAAGUCUUUCUCUACUGAGAAGUACAUUGAAUUGGUCAAGAACAUUAAGGCUUAAAUUGACUACUGUAUUUAUUGACUAAGUAACUAUUUAUUGUGAAGUUUAUCUUCAACAGUGUACAUGAUGAAAGAAAAAGAGAAUUUUUAA
Messenger RNA from [Candida] anglica, 1479 nucleotides. The record is from the annotation of a GenBank genome assembly. NCBI's taxonomy places the organism in Eukaryota, Fungi, Ascomycota, Pichiomycetes, Serinales, Debaryomycetaceae.